This is a messenger RNA of Rotaria sordida, 3075 nucleotides long. NCBI's taxonomy places the organism in Eukaryota, Metazoa, Rotifera, Eurotatoria, Philodinida, Philodinidae. The record is from the annotation of a GenBank genome assembly.
AUGCGGUCUGGCAUCGUGCCCAUGUUUUCCCAUGACGAAAAAAUUAGUCACUAUGAAGUAUCUCGUAUGCUUGGUAAAGGCGGUUUUGCAACUGUACAUGUCGCACGUCGUAAAUCCGAUGAUCUUCUUGUGGCAUGUAAGAUGAUUGAUAGGAAAAAACUUGAACAAGAAAAUAAUCAUAAUUUUCCAUCAUAUCAAAAUCAUCGUCAUCCAAUACCUAGUUCACGUUCAACAUCAAUGCUCGAUAGAUUGAAUGCUGAAAUAACAAUACAUCAUCAAGUUAAACAUCCAAAUAUAGUUGAAUUAUUAAAUUGUUUUUGUGAUGAUAAAUAUGUUUAUUUAAUACUUGAACUAUGUUCAAAUGGUGAUCUUGAACAUUAUUUACAAGAAAAAAAAACACUUAGUGAACAUGAAACUCGUAAUAUUACGAAACAAGUUGUUGAUGGUCUUGUCUAUUUACAUAGUCAUGGAAUUUUACAUCGUGAUAUUAAACUUUCAAAUUUACUUUUAACUGAGACAUAUGAUGUGAAAAUUGCGGAUUUUGGUUUGGCAAAAAAAUUACCAUUAACACGUGAACAAACAAAUGAAACAAUGUGUGGAACACCAAAUUAUAUAUCUCCAGAAAUCGCAAGUCGAAAUCCGCAUAGUUUUGCAACGGAUGUAUGGUCAUUAGGUAUUCUUAUUGUUACACUAUUAACAGGACGUCCACCAUUUGAUACUGAUACUGUUCAUGGAACAUUAAGUAAAGUUACACAAGAAAAAUAUGAAUUACCAACAACAUUUAGUGAAGAAGCUCAAGAUCUUGUGAAUAGUACAUUAAGAAAAACACCAGAACAUCGACCGACAAUUAUGGAAAUUCGUGAUCAUCCUUUUUUUUCAAAAGAUUAUUCACGUUCAUCACAUUCGUAUAACGAAUCUAAUAGUUAUCAAAAAUUAUCAUUAUUAGGUCCAAAUGCAUCUGUUGAUAGUGGUCUUGGCGUAUCUAUGGGACGACAACGAUCUGUAUUGAACAGUACUUCGGUAACAAAUACAAAUUAUGCAGCUCAUCAAUAUUCAUCGGAUCCAAUAUCUUCUCCAACUCCAUCACAUCAUGCUACACCAAUUUAUAUGAAUACAAGUAUACGUAAUAAAAUUCCACAUGAUAUUUUUGUAUAUCCUGUUUUAACUUCUACACUUGCUCAACAACAACAACCUAUUCAUGGACGACAAAGUCCAUCAUUUGAUAUUCAUUCAAAUCUAAACGAUUGGCUUAGUAAUGGUUCACAUAAUGUAAAUGAUCCUCGUCCAGAUAGUGCUACAUCAUCAGUCUUAUCUCGAGAUAGUGGUGUUGCACGAUCUGAUCCAAAAUCUUCACGUGAUUUUAGUGCAAAAUCUGAAUCAAGUUCUAAAGCAUCCCUUCAUAAUAAUAAUAAUAGUAAUCAUUUUAUGUCUAAUAAUUAUCCAUCAACAUUAGUACGUAAUGGAUUACCAUCAUUAUCAUCUUCAAAUACAAUUCAACGUUUAUUACAACAACAACAUCAACAACAACAACAACAACAACAACAAACAAUAUCAAAUUUUGAUACAAAUACUGAACAAAUACGUGAAAAACUUCAACCAUUAAAUACACAACGAUUAAAAACACUUCGUCAAGCAACAAAAUCAUUUAUUAUGAGUAUUAUGGAUAAUGGUGAAGUUGUACUUGAAACAAUGAGAACAAAAGGUACGAAACGACGUAUUGUUGAUGUAUUUCGUGUAUCAAGUGAUGGUUUACGUAUAAUAACAUAUACACCAAAUAGUCGUCAUGGUUCACCUAUUGGUGAUCAUCCACCACCAAUACCACGUGAUAAAAAUGCUUAUCACGAAUAUGAAUUUGAUAAAUUACCACCGGAAUAUUGGAAAAAAUAUCAAUAUGCACAUAAAUUUGUCACAUUAGUUCGUUCACGUAUGGGAAAAAUAAUUCUUUAUACACCUGAAGCAAAAUGUUCAUUGAUGGAAACUGGUGUUGAUUUUGAAGUUGUUUUUAUAUGUGGUGUUAAAAUCUCAAUAUAUCGAGAAAAUUUUAAAUAUGAUGAUCCAUUAAAAAUUAAAAUUAGUAAUAAUAUUGAUAAAUCUGAAUCAUCAUUAGAUUUUGAUCGUAUUGCAACACGAAAUAUAUCUGCUGUUGAACAUUUUAGUCCUGAAAUACGUCAAAUGCUUGAUAAUGCAAUUACGUUUUAUUCAUUUUGUUUAUCAAAAGAUCAAAUACUUGAAGAAAAUCAACGACAAUUUCCUUCUAUUCAAGCUUUUCCAGUUCAAUUCGGAAAGAAACAUGCUCAACAAUCGGAUGCUAAUAGACCAGGUUCUGCUUGUUCAAUUGGUCGUUCUCUUUCUCAACAAUUCGGCGGUUCAUCAUCAACCGUCAAUGAACUAUGUAUUGCACCUCCAACAUCCGUAGGUACACCAUUAUCAAUGACAUCUACUCGACGCAUAUUUGCAUCUGAUACGGAUGUUCGAGGAGUAAGAAAUUCAUCAUCAGUAACUCCAAUGUGUUCAAAUGCAAGCAUAGCUAAUACUAAUGUUCAUCAUUCAACAUCAUCAUCAACAUUACGUACAACUGGUUAUCAUCAUCCAGUAACUUAUACACCACAAGCAUCCAUAUCUCGUCCACUUUCUAUUCAUCCUCAACAAAUAUCUUCACCAUUAUAUGCACCAGAAAAUUUAUCUUCAUCAUCUCUAUCGAAUCGUCAAACAACAACAAAUAUGAAUCAUAAUUAUACUUCUUCAACAUCAUUAAAUUCUACAGCAAGUGGUGGAACAAUAACAACAACUACUAAUCCUGGUUUAGUUCCAACGAAUUCAUUAUCAAUUAAAUCUAUUGAUCCAUUAUUAAAAGGAACUUAUCGUGUUACAUUUAGUGAUAAUAGUACGAUGAUACUUCGAGCUGAUUGUACUGAUGGACAAAUGUUUAUUGAUACACAAGGUAAACGUUAUUUAUUUGAUCGAAGACAACAACAUCAACCAGAAGCAAUUCAAGAGCGCUUAGCACUCAUGCAUCAAGAUCAUCCAACAGAUGUUGAAUAUACUACAUCUCAACAACAACAGCAACAACAAUGA